Molecule: messenger RNA, 2561 nt
Organism: Notechis scutatus (mainland tiger snake)
Lineage: Eukaryota; Metazoa; Chordata; Lepidosauria; Squamata; Elapidae
Gene: PBX1
Product: PBX homeobox 1
Biological process (GO): regulation of DNA-templated transcription
Cellular component (GO): nucleus
Molecular function (GO): DNA binding; DNA-binding transcription factor activity, RNA polymerase II-specific
Source: RefSeq, a predicted model, not a curated record
UCUGUGUCAGUUUCAGGAGUCCUGAGCUUGAGCCUGAAACAAAGCAGGAGGCUGGAAAGGGACUCUCCGGAGUUCGCCAAGACGCCGAGUUGAGGGGGAGGGAGGCUGCCUGCCUUGGCCGAGGCGCCGGGUUGUGUGUGCUUUUCGCCGUCAGCUCUUCGAAGCGGGAAGCUCCUUUCGGGGAGAGCAUCUGGCUCCCAAGCGGGGCGGGCGGGCAGGGAAAGUUUGCCCGGCUCUUCCCUUCGGCUUUCAGAUCGAGGCGGGUUUUUGCCCGAGGAAGGGUUAAGCGGUAGCUUGCCGACCGUCGACCGCCUCCAACGCUGCCCUGUCGGCCACCUCAACAGCGAAAAGCGAGACCCUGGCUGGGACGGAGAGAAAAAGGAACAGCAAAAAGCGAGCCCGAUCCGGCUUCUCGCCUUGAUCCUGCUCCAGUGCGCCGCUUCCUUGCCUGCUGGAGCCGACAGCCUCCUCACAAGAAUUCCGAGAGUGUUGUUUCCCCCCUUCCCUCCCUCCCUCGGGAGGUUUGAGGUUCGUUAAGGGAUAAUAUUCUUUUUUGAAAACCCAGAGAAGAAAGGCAAGGGAGGAAGGCGAGCCCAACACUUGAUUCCUCUCUUCCAAGAAGCGCGCUCCCGAAAAAGCUCGAGAAGGGGGGAAAAGAAGGGGCCCCGUCCGCGCCUUGCCUUGGGGAUGGAUGAUCAGCCCAGGUUGAUGCAUUCCCACGCCGGAGUGGGGAUGGCUGGCCAUCCGGGCCUGUCCCAACAUAUGCCGGACGGAGCUGCCGGCACUGAAACCGAGGGGGGACGAAAACAAGACAUCGGGGACAUUUUACAGCAGAUCAUGACCAUCACCGAUCAGAGUUUGGAUGAAGCGCAGGCCAGAAAACAUGCUCUAAACUGUCACAGAAUGAAGCCUGCACUUUUUAAUGUUUUGUGUGAAAUUAAAGAAAAAACAGUGUUGAGCAUUCGAGGAGCUCAGGAGGAGGAACCCACAGACCCACAGCUAAUGCGGCUGGACAACAUGCUCUUAGCAGAAGGGGUAGCUGGUCCUGAAAAAGGAGGGGGUUCAGCGGCAGCGGCAGCAGCAGCGGCAGCCUCAGGGGGUGCUGGCUCAGACAAUUCCGUUGAACAUUCUGACUACAGAGCAAAACUCUCACAGAUUCGGCAGAUCUAUCACACAGAGCUGGAGAAGUAUGAACAGGCAUGUAAUGAGUUCACAACCCACGUGAUGAAUCUGCUGCGGGAACAGAGCAGGACUCGGCCUAUCUCUCCCAAAGAGAUAGAGAGGAUGGUCAGCAUCAUCCACCGCAAGUUCAGCUCCAUCCAGAUGCAACUCAAACAGAGCACAUGUGAAGCUGUCAUGAUCUUGCGCUCUCGAUUUCUUGAUGCACGGCGGAAGAGAAGAAAUUUCAACAAGCAGGCUACGGAAAUUCUCAAUGAGUAUUUCUAUUCUCAUCUCAGCAACCCGUAUCCCAGUGAGGAAGCCAAAGAGGAACUAGCCAAGAAAUGUGGCAUCACAGUCUCACAGGUAUCAAACUGGUUUGGAAAUAAACGAAUCCGGUACAAGAAGAACAUAGGUAAAUUUCAAGAGGAAGCCAAUAUUUAUGCUGCCAAAACGGCUGUCACUGCUACAAAUGUGUCAGCCCAUGGAAGCCAAGCUAACUCACCCUCAACUCCCAAUUCAGCUGGUUCUUCCAGUUCUUUUAACAUGUCAAACUCUGGAGAUUUGUUCAUGAGCGUGCAGUCACUCAAUGGGGAUUCUUACCAAGGGGCCCAGGUUGGAGCCAACGUGCAGUCACAGGUGGAUACCCUUCGCCAUGUUAUCAGCCAGACAGGAGGAUACAGUGACGGGCUCACAGCAAGUCAGAUGUAUAGUCCGCAGGGCAUCAGUGCUAAUGGAGGCUGGCAAGAUGCUACGACUCCUUCGUCUGUGACAUCCCCCACAGAAGGCCCUGGCAGCGUUCACUCUGAUACCUCCAACUGAUCUCCUAGCAAUCCAGUAUCCCCGGCUGCUCCUACCCUGUACCAGGCAGAGGUGGGGACAGAGAGGGGAGAGUUUUUUUCUCCUGUUGAUGCCAGCAGGCUGGAUUCCGAGCUGACUGGCCCACCCAACAGGAGUCUCCUUCUCUUCUCUCUUUGGGGAUGCUUUUUCAGCCAGUCUGGACACUUCUUUAUACUCUCUUCCCUUUCUUUUCUGGGUAGAAGCCACCUUUUCUUUCGCCAUCACCAUUGCCUGUCCUCUCACAGCAAAAUAAUAAUCAGAAGAAGAAAAAAAUCUGAAAGCAUUUGUACUUUUUAUGUUGUUGCUGUUGUUGUCGUUAUUGUUGUUUUUAUCCCAGUGUCAGUCCCUCCAGCCUACCAGAUAUCUGAUUGCUUCCUCCCAUUUCUCUGGUGUUCUCACUACCUCUUUUCAGGAGCCAUCUAAGCUCUUCCCUUGGCUUUUGGGCACCAUACUUCUUUCAUACGAGACAAUGAUCUGUUCCUUUAAGAUCCCGAAUCUUUGGUGAGUUGCCUUCCAGGACAAUCUGUUACAGGUUGGAUAAAUGCAAUCCGGGUGCUGCAAGA